GAAGAGGAAGGGUGCGGCAGCGCCGACUGGGACAUCAUCGAAGCCGUUCGUCGGCCCGCUGCUCAUCCGCUAUGUGAGCUCCACGCCGAUCGACAGAUCGAGGCCGCUCGGCAUGUGCGGCUACUGCGGCUGCUUCGAGGACGAGGAGAAUGUGUUUCCAGAUGUUGAGAUGCCUGGGGAGCCGAUUGUAAAGUUCAUGCACGGGGCAAACGAGGACGAGGAGCUGGCCGAGGCAUUCGAAGCAACAUGUGAGAUCUCAGAUGGUAAGGCGUUUGCCCCCGCUGGCCCUCGCGACGUGGGCUUGAAACAGGACAAGGGCUUCACGGUGUAUUCGGACUGCCUCUUGGUCAACGAGCAGCAGCACAAUAGGGAUAUCGCACCCGCAGGCGCAGAGCAAUUGGUCCCGUCGGACGCUGGCGAGCGCAUCAUCGAGCUGAAGAACGAGCCCCACUCGAAGAAAUUGUCAGGCGUGUUGGUGGUGGACCCGUCUCAGCCGUACGUUAAGGUUCGCAAGUGGUCCAGCACGUACGGGUCUCAUUCGGAGUGGUCGUUGCAGGCGUCGGAGUUCUGCCGCGAUCAGCAAGCCUCGAGCAUGGCUGAUGCGAUUGAUAAGUAUACCAGGGGGGUGUUUCCGACUGCCUUACGUGGACACGUCGUUGUUCCCACCAUUCCGGAGGUCAAGAAGCGCGCCAUCGGGGCAGCGAUGGCCAAAGGAUUGCUGACCCCUGUGCCGUCGAUCCCCCGCGCGCCAGCCGACUGCGAGGAGGCUGAGACGCCGGCGGCUGGUCGGGGCCCUGGCCCGAAAGCCAUCUGCGGCAUCAGCCCUUCGCCAGCCGCUGCUUGUGGCCUGGAUGGCCCCGCGUCGCCAUCGGGGAGCGCGCCGCUUGGUUCUCCCGCCAUUCCGAUGCCAGAACGAGCUGACGGUGUAGCGGGCGCUGUGCGCGACGAUUUUGCCGAGGAGAAGUCGACUGCCAGCGCCAACGUCGGCCCGAUGAGGCGCGGCAAGAGCACCGUGGACUUGGGCUUGGACGACCCCGACAAGAUCCGCUUCAAGGCGCUCGAGGCCAACAUCGACAUCUGCCGCAGCAUGAACAAGGGGCUCAAAUUGUUGGACGGCCUGAAGCACUGCAAGAUUAACGAGGCCCUCAGUUUUAAGAUGAAGCUGGUCGCGGCGGCUGUCAGGGAGCCCACCUUCGCACUCGUCGGGGCCCAGCCCGACAAGGUCGCCAAGGUGAGCAGGGAGUUCAUCAUCAACGACGUCGUGCUUCCGCUGGCCACGAAGCGCGCGACCGACGCCGAUGAGUUGCUAGAGAUGGCCGAGGCUUUCAGCGAUCAUGUUGGAUAUGAUAAGCUGCGCGGCGCAGUUCCCGAAGAGUUUAAGGUAGUGGCUCAGGAGCUCUACGUCUUCUCGGAGAGCUUGAAGGUAUUGCUAGAUGCGUCUCCUUCCACCAUCACGGAUUGCCCCUGCAGGGUGGAGGCCCGCGCUGUCCUUCGUGAGGAGGGGGGCGAGGAGGAUUGGAAGAACGUCGUCUUCACCUUCGGCAAGGGCCUGAAGGGCUGCCUCGCCGAGUACAACAGGGCGCACCACAGCGACACCAAGCGCGGCAAGACGGCCAAGGAGUUCACCGAGCUGCUGGGCAGGAGCGACAUCACGAUUGACAACUACGUGGCCGUGUUCGGCGGCUUGUGCGAGUGGGGCAACCAGUUACGCACGGGUGGGGCCAACACCUCGUUGAAAGCGAUGUGCGAGUCGUUCGGGAGUUGGGAGGAUGCACUUGCCACCGCGUGCCGCGCACUGGCACUGGCCCCCGAGAGCGAGGAAUUGAUUUCGGCCGUGCGCGCGGCUCGCCAGCAGCGCAGUGGGAUGAAGUUCGCCAGGGCCAACACGGUUGCGAACAUGGUGGCGUGCAUCGAUGUUUGCGCGUCGCGCUCCGUUGCCUUGUCCGUCGACACCCUCAGUCCCGACUGCGCGGUUGGCAGCGCCGCUGAUGAGAUGUUGAAGUUCCUCGGCGUUGCUUGGCCGCUCGCGGUGGACCACAUCGAGGCGGGCGGGGCCGCGAUCGCUUCCCUUGCGACAGCUACGACUCGCAUCGGCGCCCUGUCCCAGUUCGCGAAGGUGCUGAAGGCUCGGAGCAUGUUCGACCAGAAGAACGGGGAUCAGGAUGACGAGUGUGCCGCUGAGGCAUGGCAGGAGCUGCGCGCGACCGCUGGCAGGUGUAAGGGGGCGGUCUGGAAGAAGAGCGAGGCGGAGGCCGCCGCCGGCGGAUCUGAGGGCGCGCCAAGCGAUGGCCAGGACAAGCUGGCCGCCACGGACGGUUUCGCGAUGUUUCCCGGGCUCGAGGCUUACGAGAAACAGUUCAGCGCAGUGUAUGACGACACUGCCGCCCGGCUUGUAGACUUCUCCCCCGCCUACUGGGGCAACCUGGCGCGCGGGUCGGUGGCGAAGAUCAGGGGGUUCAUCGGCGUGGCAGGCGGCCUCCUGGACCAUUCAGGUCAGCACUGGUCCAAGAGCGCAGCGGACCCCAACGACUUCGACUGCCUCCAGGACUGCUACAAGCGCGUCUUGUGCAAGCAGAAGGGCACCGCGACGAAACUGAGGCAGAUCGAGAACACCAUCUCCCAGCAGCUGGGCUCGUUCGCAAUCGAGCUCAAGAAAGGCCAGCGGCGCGCGCACGCCACUUUGUGGGAGGCAAGGGCCCUGCAGAGCGCGACGAAGCUCACGCCCGACACCGCGGCAGAGGUUCCCACGACCUUGCGGGGCACAGUUCGCGACUCGCCCGCCUUCUGCGAGGGCGACGUCGCCAAGCCGAUCGUCGACGAGGUGUCUGACGAGCUGGCCGAGGUGCUGAACGGGG
Prorocentrum cordatum is the source of this 2855-nucleotide messenger RNA. The record is from the annotation of a GenBank genome assembly. NCBI's taxonomy places the organism in Eukaryota, Dinophyceae, Prorocentrales, Prorocentraceae.